Messenger RNA from Salvia miltiorrhiza (redroot sage), 1015 nucleotides. Its product is annotated as casparian strip membrane protein 1-like. NCBI's taxonomy places the organism in Eukaryota, Viridiplantae, Streptophyta, Magnoliopsida, Lamiales, Lamiaceae. Bases 268 to 879 code for a protein of 203 amino acids. The transcript has 3 exons. The record is from RefSeq and is a predicted model, not a curated record.
AUUUGCAUGAUUGAAUCUACUCCUUAAUCUAAUGUCACAAAUUCAAAAAGUGAUGAAAUUAAUAUUCUCUCCCUCAACAGAAAGCGCAGCAACAACUCUUCUUGCUAGCUCCAUUAUCUUUACACUGCUGCAUCAUCCCAAGUUUUAAUUUUAAUUCCUAAACCAAACAAAAUCACUAUAUAUAGAGCCACAUUUCCUAUUUGCAAUGCAUCACAAAACAGCUCUUGCUCAAUCUUCAUUCAUUAAUUCCAAACCAAGAAAAGAUCAAUGGAGAAAAGUGAGGCCGCCACCAUCGAAAUGGGCGACACAAGCCGGGAAAGCAAAGGGAAAGCGCCUCUUCUCGCCGCCGCCGUCCACCACAAUCGUGCGGCCGCCGGAUACAAGAGGGGCGCCGCGGUGUUCGACCUCAUCCUCCGCGUGUGCGCGGCGGCGGCAGCUAUGGCCGCCACCAUCACGAUGGCGACCACGGAGCAGACGCUUCCCUUCUUCACUCAGUUCUUCCAGUUCCAAGCCAGCUACGACGAUCUCCCUACUUUCUCAUUCUUCGUUAUAGCGAUGGCGGUGGUCACCGGUUACCUAAUUCUGUCGGUGCCUUUCUCCAUUGUGUGCAUUGCUCGCCCUGCUGUGAUGGGGGCCCGCCUCCUACUCAUUGUUUGCGACACAUUGGCAGUUACCUUGGCUACUUCAGCGGGGGGUGCGUCGGCGGCGAUAGUGUACCUGGCCCACAACGGCAACUCCGACGCCAAUUGGCUCGCUAUAUGCCAGCAGUUCAAUGAUUUCUGCCAGAGGGUCAGCGGCGCCGUCGUCGCCUCAUUCGUCACCGUCGUCUUGCUCAUUUUCUUAGUCGUCAUCUCCGCCGUCGCUCUCAGGAAACAUUAAUCUCGGAUUUGCCUUUUACAUGUCCAAUUGUCUAUUGUUUGCUGUCAUUUUUAUUUCUAUUUUGUUUCUCAUCUCUAUUGUUGUAUUUCUGCAAAUAUUGUAACUCAAUCACAUUAUACCACAUUUGUUUGCAUCA